GAGGACGAUAGCGACGACGAUAUGGAGGAGAGCCACCUGCUGAUGACUGAACUUCCUUCGCCGUUAACGCCGAGCGCUGGUCGCGGCGGUACAACUUUGCUUCUGCACCCGCAUCAGGUGCAUCAACGCGGCACCGCGGUAACGCACGGCCAACCCGCCGCGAGCACCCACGUGUCCUCCUUGUAUCCUGAGAUUCUGGCACUCAUCUUCAGCUACCUGGACGUACGCGACAAGGGACGAGCCGCUCAAGUAUGCACCGCGUGGCGCGACGCUGCCUACUAUCGCUCGGUUUGGCGAGGAGUCGAAGCGCGAUUGCAUCUCAGAAAACAGGCGCCAGCGUUAUUCGCCAGCUUGGUAAGACGCGGCGUGAAGAAGGUACAGGUAUUGUCAUUGCGACGCGGCCUCAGCGACGUUCUAAAGGGCGUGCCGAAUCUCGAGGCACUCAACUUGUCCGGUUGCUACAACAUUACCGACUCCGGUAUCACGAACGCUUUUUGCCAGGAGUACCCGUCCCUCAUCGAGCUCAACCUAUCGCUUUGCAAGCAAGUGACGGACACCUCCCUCAGCAGGAUAGCACAGUUCCUGAAGAAUCUCGAGCAUCUUGAAUUAGGUGGUUGCUGUAACAUCACCAACACCGGUUUAUUGCUGAUCGCAUGGGGCCUGAAGAAACUCAAGCGACUGGACCUACGAAGUUGCUGGCACGUUUCUGACUUGGGCAUUGCUCAUUUGGCUGGAUUGAAUCGCGAGACUGCCGACGGUAAUCUCGCCUUGGAGCACCUGAGUUUGCAGGACUGCCAACGAUUGAGCGACGAGGCGCUUAGGCACGUGUCGCUCGGCCUCACCACCCUCAAGUCCAUCAACCUGUCUUUCUGCGUGUGUAUCACCGAUUCCGGCGUCAAACACUUGGCCAGGAUGUCGAGUCUACGCGAGUUAAAUCUACGCUCGUGCGACAACAUCUCCGACAUCGGCAUGGCGUACUUGGCCGAGGGCGGCAGUCGCAUCACAUCGCUCGACGUAUCGUUCUGCGACAAAAUCGGCGAUCAAGCACUCGUGCACAUCUCUCAGGGUCUGUUCAACCUAAAGUCCCUGUCACUAUCCGCCUGCCAGAUCAGCGACGAAGGUAUCUGCAAGAUCGCCCUCGAGACCCUCAACAUCGGCCAGUGCAGCCGGCUCACUGAUCGGGGUCUGCACACCGUCGCCGAGAGCAUGAAGAAUCUCAAGUGCAUCGACCUGUACGGCUGCACGAAAAUCACCACCAGCGGCCUCGAGCGGAUCAUGAAGCUGCCACAGCUCAGUACGUUAAAUCUUGGUCUGUGGCACGUGCGGUGAUGGCUUUUUCCGUGGCUAAGUGCUCUGGACGAACGCUGUCAACGUUACCGUCAUCGUCAUUGGCAUCGUCAUCGUUACCAAGGCGACGACGACUCCUCGCAGCGAUCCAAGGAUAACUUCGCGCGCAUGUUCCUGCCGCAGGCGGUAAGUCCGUUUCUGUCGCUCGGCGCACGAAGUCGCCCGAGCGCCCUCGACAUCGGUAUCUACGACGUCGUCGGCGAAUAGCGUAAAUAGCGAAUUUAGCUCGUUUCUCCGCCCGAGACAGGAAUUCCCCCCCCCCCC
Molecule: messenger RNA, 1611 nt
Organism: Acromyrmex echinatior (Panamanian leafcutter ant)
Lineage: Eukaryota; Metazoa; Arthropoda; Insecta; Hymenoptera; Formicidae
Gene: Ppa
Product: F-box and leucine rich repeat protein partner of paired
Biological process (GO): SCF-dependent proteasomal ubiquitin-dependent protein catabolic process
Cellular component (GO): SCF ubiquitin ligase complex
Molecular function (GO): protein binding
Source: RefSeq, a predicted model, not a curated record